AUGAAGCAUUUCUUUGCUAAAUCUUACAGUAGAGAUGAGGUAGCGUAUGCUCUGAAGAAAAUGCCUCCUUCAAAGGAGUAUUGGCACAUUCUUGGGGAUGAUGUUGUGGAGGUAUGUCUAAAAAUCCUCAAUGGUCAGGAAAGUGUGAGAAGCCUGAACAAGACUUCGACAGAUCUCAUCCCCAAAAUUGAAAAGCCAGAAUUUGUGACUCAGUACAGGCAUGGAGCUGUUGAAGAUGACAGCCUACUCUUUCUUGAAGCAACACCCCAGGCCUAUAGAACCCUUAAAAGGGUGUUUGAGAUUUAUGAGCCAGUAGCAGGGCAAAAAAUAAAUUUGGAGAAGUUAGCAAUUGCUUUCAGACCGAACACUCCGGUACAUUUAAGAAAUGAGGUUAGCAGCCUUCUAAAGAUCCCAAUUGUUGAGUUUCAUGAGAAAUAUUUGGGACUACCAACUGUGAUUGGUAAGAGAAAGAAGGAUUGUUUUAACGGAAUAAAAGAAAGAUUGAGAAAGAAGCUUAAUGGCUGGAAAGAGAAAUUGCUUUUAAAAGCAGGAAAGGCUCUCCUUAUCAAAGCGGUGGCUCAUAAUAUUCCAAAUUAUGCUAUGGGAGUCUUUAAACUUCCUAUAACAUUUUGCGCAUAUUUGAAUUCAAUGAUCUCUAAAUUUUGGUGGAAGAAUUCAGAGUAUUGCAAAGCUGGUAAAGAAAGAGCUUCUUCAUAUGUUUGGAGGUCUUUGAUUUGGGGCCGUGAAUUGCUCUUUAGUGGGUUAAGGAAGAGGAUUGGAGAUGGACAAGAUCUCUAG
Molecule: messenger RNA, 798 nt
Organism: Prunus armeniaca (apricot)
Lineage: Eukaryota; Viridiplantae; Streptophyta; Magnoliopsida; Rosales; Rosaceae
Source: the annotation of a GenBank genome assembly